This is a messenger RNA of Aspergillus uvarum CBS 121591, 1628 nucleotides long. Its product is annotated as 4'-phosphopantetheinyl transferase family protein. Lineage: Eukaryota; Fungi; Ascomycota; Eurotiomycetes; Eurotiales; Aspergillaceae. Gene Ontology annotation, molecular function: magnesium ion binding; holo-[acyl-carrier-protein] synthase activity. Gene Ontology annotation, cellular component: cytosol. The transcript has a single exon. Bases 270 to 1313 code for a protein of 347 amino acids. The record is from RefSeq and is a predicted model, not a curated record.
CACAAUCCUUUUUUCGUAUAAUCCAGGUUUCUUAACCCUGGCAAGCUCUGAAUAGAAGUCAGCACUCAGACCCUUCUCGAGGACUUCCAACCACCUCCGUGAAUCCCUCGCGCGCGACAAUCCGUCAGCCCAACUCCACUCGCAACUCUGUUUACUCCUGUCAUCCACCCCGCAGCGCACCUAUACGUACCCCGACACAUAUACAACCACAAACACCAGCAAUAACCACCACCACCACCCAGUCCCAAAACACCACCCCAGACAUCAAAAUGACCACCACCACAACAACAACAACAAAUACACCCCCAAAACCCCCAACCCUAACAAGAUGGUACAUCGACACCCGCCCCCUAACCGCAACCGCAAACCCCGCCAACCUCCCCCUAAUCACGACCCUGCAACCCGACGACCAAACCUCCAUCCGGCGCUUCCACCACCUCAAAGACAAGCACAUGUCGCUCGCCUCCAACCUCCUCAAGUAUCUCUUCAUCCACCGCAGCUGCCGCAUCCCAUGGGACCGCAUCACGCUCUCGCGGACACCGGCCCCGCACCGCCGGCCAUGCUUCAUCCCCAGCGCCGCCCUCCUCACCGAGCAAACCACCGCCCACAAAGCAAUACCGAGUAUUGAAUUCAACGUCAGCCACCAGGCCUCCCUCGUCGCGCUAGCAGGCACCAUCAUCCCCACGGACGGACAGUCCACAGAGGGAAUCCCGCAGGUCGGGAUCGACAUCACCUGCACGAACGAGCGCCAGCCCUCCAGUAGUAAAAGCAAUGCGCCAACCGCACCCCGCGCAACCUUCACCAACUACGUCGACAUCUUCGCCGAGGUGUUCUCGGCCGAGGAGAUCCGGCUGAUCAAGACGCUCCAGCCCCCAACCACACAUGACACGCCCCAAGAAUCCUCCAGCGACGGGCUCGAGUACAGCUACCGCGUGUUCUACGCAUACUGGGCGCUGAAGGAAGCCUACAUCAAGAUGACGGGCGAGGCGCUGCUGGCGCCCUGGUUACGGGAACUGGAGUUCGCGGGGGUCGUGGCGCCGGAGCCGGGUUCCCCUCCCACAAAAGUGGGGGAGCCGUAUACCGGGGUGCGGACGACGUUGCACAAACAGCCGGUGGAGGCGGUGCGGGUGGAGAUUGUCGCCUUUGAGCAGGAUUAUCUGAUUGCGACGGCGGCCAGGGGGCCGGGGAUUGGGGCGCGGAGGGGUGGUGGUGCGGAUACUGCACAGCAGGACACGUGGGAAGCGCUGCGGGAGAUUGAUAUUGAGCGGGAUGUUAGGCCUUGUGCUGAGGGGAGGUGUCGGUGUUUGGAGUAGUGGAUGUCCAGUAUUUGCGUUGUAUGGUGAUAUCUAAGGAGAAGGAAGAUUGGUUUGUUCCAACCACCCCAGAGUGCAGCUGAGCGCGAUGGUCACGUUACGAUUUUGUCCGGAAAGUCCCAAGUAGCAAUAGUGCUGGUAUAUACACUCUAGAAGGAAAUGGUCUCAGUCUAUGAAUACAAAGCUUCUUGAAUACCACUCGGAUCUAGGGAUCGUCUACCCCAUGGACGAGCAGAUCCUCGUCCGCUGUCUCUGCCAGCCAAUCCUCCAGUCUUCUUCCCCUUAUCCUCCCAAAGUUGGCUCCUGCAAGGCCUA